CCUGAAACAAAACUCUAGCUCUUGAAUCCAAUAUCAAUGAUCUCAAUUAGCUAGCAUAUGAGUAUGUGGCAAGAAUGAAGAAAUUGGAAGAUAUCAAUCGUUCUUCUUCUUCAACGACCAAGUAUUCAAGAAUGGCUUACAACAAUGAAAACAGGAGCAUCAGAAGAUAGAAGAUAGGUGAGUCAUGUGGAAGAAGAAGAAGACACGUCGCAUAGAAAAGGUCCAAAAUAGAGAAAGUGACAUAAGAAAAAGUUAGAAAAAGCCAUUGGAUUUAGAGAGAAAGAAGGACGUGCACAAACUGUGUGCCAUUUUCCCGUGCAAAACGUACGUAUUCAAUUGAAGUGAGCGGUUUUCUCGUCCACUGUUACCUCAAAACACUAUUCUGACGGUGUGUAGUAAUCAACUUUCCCCACUCUCUUCUUCACUCUCUCUACUCUAAUAUAUAUAUAUCCGCAAUCACAUAGGAGAAUAAUAUAGUCAGUUCAUUAAAAUUACUACUCUUGAACAAAAGAAUAAGUUACUGUAGCAGACAGAUAAAAAGAUACCAACAACAAUGUCAAGCAAUGCUGCUGGUCAGGUCAUUCGUUGCAAAGCUGCGGUUGCAUGGGAAGCGGGGAAGCCAUUGGUGAUUGAAGAAGUGGAGGUGGCACCACCACAGGAAGGUGAAGUUCGCCUCAAGAUUCUUUUCACCUCCUUGUGCCAUACUGAUGUUUACUUCUGGGAAGCUAAGGGGCAAACACCACUAUUUCCUCGUAUUUUCGGACAUGAAGCUGGAGGAAUUGUGGAGAGUGUAGGUGAAGGUGUUACAGAUCUCCAACCAGGAGACCAUGUUCUUCCUGUGUUCACUGGUGAAUGCCAGCAGUGUCGACACUGUAAAUCAGAGGAAAGCAACAUGUGUGACCUCCUUAGAAUAAACACAGACAGGGGAGUUAUGAUCCAUGAUGGUCAGACAAGAUUCUCCAAAGAUGGCAAGCCAAUAUAUCACUUUGUUGGAACUUCCACCUUUAGUGAAUACACCGUUGUCCAUUCUGGAUGCGUCGCCAAGAUUGAUCCACAGGCACCACUUGACAAAGUUUGUGUUCUGAGUUGUGGGAUAUCAACAGGACUUGGUGCAACUCUGAAUGUUGCCAAACCUACCAAAGGUUCUACUGUAGCUAUUUUUGGCUUGGGAGCUGUUGGCCUUGCUGCUGCUGAAGGAGCUAGGAUUGCUGGGGCUUCUAGGAUCAUUGGCAUUGAUUUGAAUCCCAGCAGGUUCAAUGAUGCCAAGAAGUUUGGUGUGACAGAGUUUGUGAAUCCAAAAGAUUAUGAUAAGCCUGUCCAGCAG
Messenger RNA from Nicotiana tabacum (common tobacco), 1324 nucleotides. NCBI's taxonomy places the organism in Eukaryota, Viridiplantae, Streptophyta, Magnoliopsida, Solanales, Solanaceae. The record is from RefSeq and is a predicted model, not a curated record.